This is a messenger RNA of Oppia nitens, 710 nucleotides long. Its product is annotated as peptidyl-prolyl cis-trans isomerase FKBP2-like. Bases 92 to 592 code for a protein of 166 amino acids. Gene Ontology annotation, molecular function: peptidyl-prolyl cis-trans isomerase activity. The transcript has 2 exons. The record is from RefSeq and is a predicted model, not a curated record. Lineage: Eukaryota; Metazoa; Arthropoda; Arachnida; Sarcoptiformes; Oppiidae. Gene Ontology annotation, biological process: protein peptidyl-prolyl isomerization.
UUAGUGAGUGUUUGUAUUGUUUGUUAUUAUAUGUACUGUAAAUGCAAUGAAAAAGUAAUUAUUAAAUACUUGUCAUCAAAACAAACACAUAAUGAAAGUGUCGGCAAAUUUCUGGACAUUUGGACUACAAUUAGCGGCAAUACUAUGUGUUAUGCAAUGUAUUGUACGAUGCGAUGARUCGGCUUCGGGACAGUCUUCUUCGGCCACWARUGACCAGACAKUGGGCUCAGAAAAGAAAGUAAAGAAACUGCAGAUCGGUGUCAAAAAACGGGUCGAAAACUGUGACCGCCGGACAUCUAAGGGUGACAUUGUUCACAUACAUUAUAAGGGCACUCUCUACGAUACCGGUGCCGAGUUUGACAGCUCAUACAAGAGAGGCCAGCCGUUGACAUUUACGCUGGGWAUGGGUCAGGUUAUUGCCGGUUGGGAUCAGGGACUACUGGGUAUGUGUGCCGGCGAAAAACGCAAACUGGUUAUACCGUCCGAUUUGGCAUACGGUGCGGCCGGUGCGCCGCCAACCAUACCGGCCAAUGCRGCCCUAGUAUUUGAAGUCGAGUGCGUUAAGAUUGAAAGCCGACGCAAUGAUCUGUGACCACUGUAUGACAGGCCAUUUGACUACUUUCCCCAAUAAAUACCGCAAUUUUGUCCCAUUUAUUAUAAUAAUACCUGUCAUUUAAAAUUUCACAUUUUUUUAACUUUUAUAUUUAUAG